AUGGCUGCCCUGCGCAGGCUAAUCUCUCGACUGACUAGCAGCGUCGGAGCGGCGACGCUCGCGACUCGGGGGCAACGGACAACGUCCUCGAGGGCGACGACAGCGCUGAAAGUUACCGUCGCCGGUGCGUGCGUCACCGCUGCGGCCGGAGCCGCUUAUUAUUACCGCCGCUCGUUCGCCGGGAGACGCUCCGGGUUGAAGAGCCAUGUCGAGGCUCGACUCUUUCAUCUGGCGCUGCCGUCGGUUUCCGCCACCGAUCAGGCGCGGACCUAUGGUCUGGACGAUGGAGAUGUGUACAUGUCGUCCUAUGAAAACAGGUUCCGCCUCUUCAGUUCGGUGGAGUACGAGGGCCAGCUCUACAUGACGCCACUCAGCUUCAUAGAGUCCGUCACCUUGAAUGAACCCAAGAGUAAGAGACCAUGGAAGUCCCUCACAAAAAAGGACUUAGACAAGAUGCUGGCUGAUACCCCGCCUGUUUGGAAAGGAUCAUCCAAUUUGUUCAGAAAUCUUCGUGAACGAGGUGUCAUCUGCUACACAGAGUAUAUGUUCCUGCUCUGCAUUUUAACAAAGCCCCAUGCAGGCUUCAGGAUUGCUUUCAACAUGUUUGAUGCCGAUGGGAAUGAAAUGGUGGACAAAAGGGAGUUCUUGGUGCUAAAGGAAAUAUUCCGUAAGAAAAAGGUCAGAAAGGAAGUUGCCGAAGAUGAGCAAAGAUUUGACCGGAAGAGCCUGCAGCUGUACGGUCCAUGCUCAUCCCAGCCGCACAGUGUUCUUGAAAAAGACAGCCAGCAUGUGGAGGCCCGGGGCAUGUGGGAUGUUCUCAGACGUGGCACAAGUCAAGUUCUGUUUUCUGAUCUCACCGAGCAGGCGGAUGAAAAGACAGAGACGACGCUGCUGGUGCAUUUCUUUGGGAAAAAGGGCAAAGCUGAAUUGAAAUUUGAAGAUUUCUACGAGUUCAUGGACAACCUGCAGACGGAGAUGCUCGAGAUAGAGUUCCUCUCCUACUGCAAGGGCCUGCCCACCAUCAGCGAGGAAGACUUCGCUCGCAUCCUCCUUCGCUACACCAACGUGGACGACGUCAGCGAGUAUUUGGAGAACGUGCGCCACGGCUUGCCGGACGAAAAGGGAAUCACAUUUGAGGAGUUCCGGUCCUUCUUCCAGUUCCUCAACAACCUGGAGGAUUUUACCAUCGCCAUGCAAAUGUACAACUUCGCCAACCGGUCCGUUGGUCAAGAGGAGUUCACCCGCGCCGUCUACGUGGCCACGGGCAUCAAGCUGAGCCGCCACUUGGUCAACACGGUCUUCAAGAUCUUUGACGAGGACCGCGACGACAAACUCAGCCACAAGGAGUUCAUCGGCGUCAUGAAGGAGCGGCUGCACCGCCGCGGCGGGGGCGUCAGAGUGGAGCAGAAGUUCACCUCCUUUAAGUCCUGCAUGAGGAAGGAGCUCUCAGGCAAAUAGGUUGACGUCCCGUCAUCAGCGGCCUCCUCUUGCCAGGGACAGAAGGGUUAAUGCAUGCUGCACUAUGUUAGAAGCUUUUAAAUGAGCAGGCUGUGGC
This is a messenger RNA of Cyclopterus lumpus (lumpfish), 1555 nucleotides long. It is a transcript of the gene micu3b, whose product is annotated as mitochondrial calcium uptake family, member 3b. Gene Ontology annotation, molecular function: calcium ion binding. Bases 1 to 1458 code for a protein of 485 amino acids. Gene Ontology annotation, biological process: calcium import into the mitochondrion; mitochondrial calcium ion homeostasis. The transcript is spliced from 15 exons. Gene Ontology annotation, cellular component: uniplex complex. The record is from RefSeq and is a predicted model, not a curated record. Lineage: Eukaryota; Metazoa; Chordata; Actinopteri; Perciformes; Cyclopteridae.